This is a messenger RNA of Aspergillus affinis, 477 nucleotides long. RefSeq names its product ATP synthase subunit C family protein. Gene Ontology annotation, molecular function: proton transmembrane transporter activity. The transcript has a single exon. Gene Ontology annotation, biological process: proton motive force-driven ATP synthesis; proton transmembrane transport. The record is from RefSeq and is a predicted model, not a curated record. Lineage: Eukaryota; Fungi; Ascomycota; Eurotiomycetes; Eurotiales; Aspergillaceae. Bases 1 to 477 code for a protein of 158 amino acids.
AUGUCCUCCACUCGUAUCUUCGCCUCUCGCAUGGCCUCCACCAUGGCCGCGACCUCCAAGGUCGCCCGCCCGGCCACCCGCGUCAACGCUGUCGUCCCCAAGCGUACCUUCACCUCCCAGAAGAAGACCAUCCCCAUGACCCCCUUCCAGACUCUCAAGCGCCAGCAGCCCUCCAGCCUCAUCCAGGCCAACGCUCGCCAGGUCUUCGCCAACCAGGCCGCCCGCCGCCAGUACUCCUCUGAGAUCGCCGACGCCAUGGUCCAGGUCUCCCAGAACAUUGGUAUGGGUUCCGCCGCCAUCGGUCUGGGUGGUGCCGGUAUCGGUAUCGGUGUUGUGUUCGGUGCCCUCCUGCUCGCCGUCUCCCGCAACCCUGCUCUCCGUGGCCAGCUCUUCUCCUACGCCAUUCUGGGUUUCGCUUUCGUCGAGGCCAUCGGUCUGUUCGACCUGAUGGUUGCCAUGAUGUGCAAGUACGUCUAA